This is a messenger RNA of Notolabrus celidotus (New Zealand spotty), 2327 nucleotides long. Its product is annotated as zinc finger protein 22-like. NCBI's taxonomy places the organism in Eukaryota, Metazoa, Chordata, Actinopteri, Labriformes, Labridae. Gene Ontology annotation, molecular function: RNA polymerase II cis-regulatory region sequence-specific DNA binding; DNA-binding transcription factor activity. Gene Ontology annotation, biological process: regulation of transcription by RNA polymerase II. The record is from RefSeq and is a predicted model, not a curated record. The coding region runs from base 102 to 1115 and encodes 337 amino acids. The transcript is spliced from 2 exons.
CAGUCCACUGGGUGGCGCUCUGACUCUGGUUAAACAGUGUUUCUUCUUGACAGAAGCUGGCUGGUACACAGUUCAUCUGAGAGCAGACAGCUGGCUGCACGAUGGCUAACGCGACGCUCCAGUCCUUCAACGUGUUCCUGACGGACAGAUUAACCGCAGCAGCGGUGGACAUCUACGGGUUCGUGGAGAAAACCAUCAUAGACUACCAGGACGAGGUCUACCGAACCAAGCUGGAGAACCAGAGGCUGCAGCGCCUGCUGGAUCUGGUCUACAAACCGGAGAUCAGACUGCACAGAGCAGAUGCCAAACAGCCAACUGCACCUUCCCCCACAGAGGAGAUUCCUCCGAAACAGCAGGAGUGGAGCCCCAGUGUGUGCGAGGAUGAGCCUGGACCCUCCCAGAUUAAGGAGGAGCACGAGGAGCAGAAGGAGGAGCUGUGGAUCAAUGGGAGUGAGGAGCACCCAUCAGCAGAGGACAGCGAUGAUGGAGACUCAUUGACCAAAGAACUUAUCAAAACGGUGCAGCAGUUAGAGGAUUGUAGAGCAGCAGAGGAGAGCAGGGAGCAGCAGAAAGAGCAAGAACAGGAGCAGGAGCAGGACCAAACCCCUGAGGAGGAUUCAGAGCAGUCAGAAGAGAAGACCAGCACAACCUUAUACCGAUGCCACAUAUGCAACCUUAUAUUUACAAAGAAAACUGUGCUCACAUGGCACCUCAAGACACACGAAAGCAAGGCCAAUGAGAGCAAAGGAAACUUUGACUGUCACAUCUGUGGCAAACACAUACCCUGUCAGAGCAAUCUGCAAAACCACAUGAGGGUGCACACCGGAGAGAGACCCUACAGCUGCCACUUCUGUGGGAAGUGUUUCAAACUGAAAGGACACAUGACUGAACAUAUCAGGACACACACAGGAGAGAAGCCUUUCAGCUGUCACAUCUGUGACAAGUCCUUCAACAGAGGAUCCACUCUGAGGAAACACGUCUUAGCGAAACAUAAAGAGGAGAGACCGUACAAGUGUGAGGAGUGUGACGAGCUUUUUACUGAACGGCUGCUGAUGAAGAGACACAUGCGGAAAGUUCAUGGCGUCAAACUGUCCACGAGUCAAAGUCCUGCCUAAAAGUCUAGGACUGAUGUCAUUUAUGAUGCAUUCACAGACACGAGGAGAAAACACAUCUUAGAACAUAAUUUGUAACACUAGCAGUGGUUAACUUUGCACCCACACCAGAAUGAUUCCUUUAAUUAUGAAACGUUUCUUUGAAGAUCCAGCCAAACCUUCCAAAUGUAACAUGAACAGGCAAACAACAACCUUACUGAAGAGUCUUAAAGGUAUAUAUCACUAAACUUUAAAUGAUGCUUACUCAAUAACUUUGUGUUACAUGAGGACUUACCUAUGGAGUUGGCGGAGAUUAGCAUAUGUUAGCAUAAAGAGUGAGUAGGAGACAGCUAGCCUUGUUAUAUCGAUGUUGGAAAGUACAUGUACAUUAAUGCAAAAGUUACUUUCUGUCAACAUUCCUUGGACAUUUAAACAAACAGUGACUUGAAUUCCUUAUGAGACAAAGACAUAGUUUACAUUUAAGGGAGUGCUGAAAGGUGUGUAUUUGAACUUUGCACAGAGCCAGGCUAGAUGUUAACCAUUGUUCAGCAGUAAUUCUGCUCUGAAAGACCAACGGUUUACCGUCUGUAGCCCUAAAAUUCAAAUUGAGAUUGCGUUUCUGUUCUAACUCUGGAGAAAGCUUUCCUCAACCACUCCUCAGUGAAUCAAGGAUCUGUCUGAUUAAAGAACAAGUAAACAGCAUUAUGAACCUGAAUAUGAAGCCAGGACCAGCUUGAGGUGCUACACAGCUUCAGUAUCUGGUGCUACAGACACAGCUUCAUCAAAAACAUACAGACAAUGGAGUACUGUUUGUAUGUCUUAUGAGUACUUAUGACACUGAAGGAGGGGUGAUUUUUGUUCUUUCACUACAACUUCCUCCAUGUUUGAAGCCUCUGUUCAAUCACCACUGAAUCUUUCCUCUAUGGCGUUAAAACAAACCGUGUUAGAGAUGAAGCUGAUAUGUUGGUUCACCCAGUUGUUUUCAUCACUUCAUUUCAAUUGAUUUUAUAACAACUCAUUAAUGAGCGCCAUACAGACUUUGACACCUGUGGCACAUCGUUCUCAACAAGUGUUACCUAUUCAACACUGUUAUAUAGUUUUUUACAUUUAUAUAUACAGUAUGUAUGUACAUAAAUAUACCUCAGUUGUGUUUUUCUUUUGCCAAUGUUCAGUGAUGUUGUGAAAAUGUUGUAAACUGUUUAUGUGAACAUGAAAAUACAUGAAGUAUGAAAAACA